UUCGUCGCAGAUAAUUUUUCGAAUUCGAAGGCAAAGAUGGAACAGAGGGAAGGAAGGUAGGUUGAUAUUGCCAGUUUGGAAGACUCAAAAUAGUAAGUAGUGAUUGGGAGUUACUAGUGUUUGCUUCCAUCAAAUAUGGGUAUGGCCUUUGGUUUCCCCAAGCAUUUCAAUUUGCUUGCAACCUUGGAAAUUAUAACAGCAACCCACCUCAAGUCCUUGACAUCUCUUGCCCAUAACACAAGCCACACAGAGGCCUCAAACUUUUACUCUUCUCUCAUUCAACAAUGCACACAGACAAAGUCCCUAAGAGGCUUGGGAAUAGUUCAGACCCAUAUGAUCAAAUCCGGGUACAUACAACUCACUAUAGCCAAUAAGCUCAUUGAUGGGUGUUUGAAAUGUGGUAGCUUACAUAAUGCACGUAAGGUGUUCGACGAAUUGCCUGAGAGACAUGUAGUCAUCUGGAAUGCCAUGAUUUCUUCAUACAUUGGCCACAAGAAGAGUAAGGAGGCUAUUGGGUUGUAUGGGAAGAUGGUCUUUGAUGGAGUUUUGCCGGAUGAGUACACGUUUUCCAGUGUUUUCAAGGCUUUUUCGGGUCUGGGUCUUGUAUAUGAAGCGCGGAGGGCUCAUGGGUUGUCAGUGGUUUUGGGUCUGGAGGUGGCAAAUGUGUUUGUUGGUAGUGCUCUUGUUGAUAUGUAUGCAAAGUUUGGUAGAAUGGGGGAUGCAAGGUUGGUGUCGAAUCGUGUUGGGGAGAAAGAUGUUGUUUUGUUUACGGCGCUGAUUGUUGGUUACUCUCAGCAUGGUGAUGAUGGUGAAGCUCUUGAGGUUUUUGGGGACAUGAUCAACCAAGGAGUUAAGGCUAAUGAGUAUACUUUUGCUAGCAUCUUGAUCACUUGUGGGAACUUGGAGGAUUUAACUCAUGGUAAGUUGGUCCAUGGUCUUGUUGUCAAAUCUGGUUGUGAAGCUGCUGUGGCGUCACAGACUUCACUUCUAACAAUGUAUGCUAGGUGUGGAUUGAUUGAUGAUUCUCUGAGGAUUUUUAAAAGGUUUCAGCAUCCAAACCUGGUAACUUGGACGUCUCUUAUCGUGGCUCUUGUUCGAAAUGGUAGAGAAGAGUUGGCUUUGACAAAGUUUAGAAAGAUGAUUCGUGAUUCAGUAGUUCCGAAUUCUUUUACUUUAUCUAGUGUUCUUCAGGCAUGCUCAAGCCUUGCUAUGAUGGAUGAAGGACAGCAAAUUCAUGCCACGGUCACAAAAUUUGGAUUGGAUAGACACAUAUAUGCUGGUGCUGCUCUCAUUAACUUGUAUGGGAAAUGCGGAAAUACAGAGAUGGCAAGGUCAGUUUUUGAUGCCUUGAUUGAAAUUGAUUUGGUCUCCAUGAAUUCCAUGAUAUAUAGCUAUGCGCAGAAUGGAUUUGGACAUGAAGCACUUCAGCUUUUUGAUGGGAUGAAAGACUUAAGACUUGAACCAAACGAUGUAACAAUUUUGAGUGUUCUCUUGGCAUGCAAUAAUUCAGGAUUGGUGCAACAAGGCUGCCAAAUUUUUUCUACCAUUAGGAGUAAUCACAAUAUUGAGUUGACAAGGGAUCACUAUGCUUGUAUGGUUGAUUUGCUGGGGCGUGCUGGAAGACUUGAAGAUGCCGAAAUGUUGAUAAAAGAAGUCAAAAAUCCAGAUUUAGUAUUAUGGAGGGCACUGCUAAGUGCAUGUAAACUUCAUGGACAGGUUGAGAUGGCAGAAAGAGCUCUAAAGAAAGUGCUUGAACUUGCUCCAGGAGACGGAGGAUCUCAUGUCCUGUUGACAAAUCUUUAUGCUUCAACUGGUAAUUGGAGUCAAGUUAUUGAUAUGAAAAUUACAAUGAGGGAGAUGAAAGUCCAGAAGAACCCGGCAAUGAGUUGGGUUGAUGUGGACAGGGAGGUUCACACUUUCAUGGCUGGAGAUUUGUCCCAUCCAAGAUCUAGAGAGAUAAAUGAAACCUUAGAGAAAUUGUUUGAGGAGGUGCAAAUAUUGGGUUAUGUUCCUGAUACAAGAUUUGUGUUACAGGAUUUGGAUGAGGAGAAGAAGAAGAGGUCUUUGUACUAUCACAGUGAAAAGCUAGCCAUUGCCUUUGCUCUAUUAGUGAGUAGUAAAAAGAAUACCAUCAUCAGGAUAUUCAAGAACCUUAAAGUUUGUGGGGACUGUCAUUCCUGGAUAAAAUUUGUCACCAGAGUUAUUGGGAGAGAAAUAAUUGCUCGGGACGCCAAAAGAUUUCAUCAUUUUAAGGAUGGGUGUUGUUCCUGUGGAGACUAUUGGUGACCCCCAAAUGUGACAUCUGGAUAUUGAUCUAGAUAAUCUUGUCUGCUGUUUGGAGUCACCAACUGUUUGAUUGGCUGUAAUUAAUCACACUUUAUGCUGCUGUUGCGAUCUUCUGCCAAAGUAUUGGUCUUCAGGGAUCUUGUUAGGGAAGCCUAGAAGGUAUCCCCAUAAACUGGAUGGCUCGGCUGAUAGAGCUUUUCUAUUUUGCUAAAUAUUUCUUUUCUAUCAAUACAACCACAGCUGCAUUGCAAUCUAUAGAUUUGUCAAGGAGGAUGUGCUUCACCAUUGACAGGUGAGAACCUAUGUAGAAAUCUGUUUAAUGUAGAAAUGAGCCGAAUGCUGAUUGAUUAAACUUCUGCAAAGAUGACUUUUGAAGGUUAUUUCUGUGUUGGACCCACUAAAGACUUUAAAGUUUCAAACCAAAGAAAUCGACUGAUAAGCUAUACAUCAGUGAUUGUUCUCUACAAGAGAAAUCUUCUAUAUGGGUUGUUUCAAGUUUCUUGCUCUGUUCCUUAAUGUAACACAUAGCAGAAAACCCAUAGUUGGUAUUAGCGAGAUGACAAAGAUUUAGAAGCCAUUGUUUUCAAUUACAAUCUGAACAGAAUUCCCCCAUGUCGGCGUCCAGUUCCGGUGCUCAAGCUAUCUGCCCAUGGGCGUUCAUGGGGUUCCUUGACUCGACUACUCCUCCGCCCACAGCUCCUCCUCCGCCCAAGGCGAAAACUUUCGCAUCAAUUGUUUCAGAUUCAAUUGAAUCAUCGGUGUCUCUUAGCCAACUACCUGCACCGAUUGUUCGCGGAGAUAAAACAUACAUUAAGAUCAAUGAGGCUCUUUAUCAGGAGCAAUUGAAAAGUUUCAAAACCAACCUCCUUGGUCGUCUACUACUCCGUAAAGGCUCUGCACCUUUGAAGACUGCUGAUCUCAUAAGCUUAAUUUAUGAAGAUUAUUUUUUGGAAUAUUCGGGGAUUAGCUAAUGCUCCUACAAGAACUGCUCUUCGUAGUUUGAUUAGAAAGCACUCCCCUGAUU
Rosa rugosa (rugosa rose) is the source of this 3310-nucleotide messenger RNA. RefSeq names its product pentatricopeptide repeat-containing protein At5g65570-like. Gene Ontology annotation, biological process: RNA modification. Bases 136 to 2286 code for a protein of 716 amino acids. Lineage: Eukaryota; Viridiplantae; Streptophyta; Magnoliopsida; Rosales; Rosaceae. Gene Ontology annotation, molecular function: RNA binding; zinc ion binding; protein binding. The record is from RefSeq and is a predicted model, not a curated record. The transcript is spliced from 2 exons.